GCGAGACACAUACAACACAUUUACCAGUAAAAUUCGAACAAUUUGAGGARAAAAACAGUGAGAUAUGACCUCCGAGAGCUUUCUUAACGUUAGCGUAAAAACCUAACUUGUUGAAGGCGCAACAAUCUGACCGUUUUAGCUCGUUUUAAUUCACAGCCGACGAGUGCUAGCAUUGAUGCUAACAUCUGUAGGGUUAAUGUUAUUUUUAAUGUGUCGUGUUUUAAUUAAUAACAACGAACGAAAUAUUUGGGCUAGUCGAACCUGUGAGGGGUCACAUAUACUAGGUGUUUUAGCAAUCUGCUCAUAGCAUUUUUAGAUUUCUGAAAACGAAACGCCAAUGUUGUAGCACGGCAGUCUCUUCAUCUCUUCAUCCUGUGCGGCUGUAACUUGUUUAAGCGCCUGUGUGUGUCAAAUGAUGAAUUAGUCAGUGUGAGAGUUUGAUGUCGGUGCGGCAGAGAGCGUAUUCAGUGACUGUCAGGGUUAUUGUUGUGGCAGCUGUUGUGCUUCCUUUCUGURUCUGUAACUUCAGCCAGAAGAUGUUUCAUCAUUAGUGAUAUAAAUAACCUCCAGCUGCUCACAGUCAGCCUGUAGUGAACCCCAAGACACUGCUGUCUCCUCAGAUUUAUGUUUGGUUUCAGGCUGCUCUCCUACUGCAAAAUACAGUGUUUAUGACUAUCUACAAUUAGCUGUAUUUCAGUCACAAUUUUAUCGCCACCUUUGGAUAGUAAUACUUUAAAUACCACCUCAGAGUGGAUCCAGUUUUUUAAGGAUGCAGGGAUUCCAGCUGGCCUCGCAGUCAAUUAUGCUGUUUCCUUUGUGGACAACAGAAUUCAGAAGAACAUGCUGAUGGACCUCAGUAAAGACAUCAUGAUGGACCUCGGUAUUACAGUUGUUGGUGACAUCAUUGCCAUUCUUAAACAUGCCAAGCAGGUGUACAGGCAGGAUAUGUGUAAAAUGGCAACGGAGGCCAUCUCCUCUGGACAAACAAGUGUCCAGGCUGAGCUGAGAAGAACUGCCAACACUCCUGCUACACGUAUGAUUGCCAACGCUCUGAGCCACGAUUCCCCUCCAACCACUCCGGCCCGCCGACCCGACAACCGGCUCUCCGUCACRGUGUCCAACUCUCAGGCAAACAAAAACAACAAAGCAGUCGUCAGUCAACCAGCCGACGAGGGGAACGGGUUGCCAGCGGUGAAGCGCCGGCGUGUGACGGCCGAGAUGGAAGGCAAGUACAUCAUCAACAUGCCCAAAGGCUCCACGCCUCGUACACGUCGUAUCCUGGCCCAGCAGGCCAAGAAAGGUUUGAAGCGUACCUCUGUGUUUGAACGACUUGGAGCUGAAUCGAUGGCCGACACGACGACCAGUAAUAACAAGCCGACUGGCGUGUUCAGUCGCCUCGACAGAGCGGACGAAGGCGAAGAUGCGCCGAAGCCAGGAAACGUGGCUGUGAUCGUGGAUGAAGACGAGGAGGAGAGCGAUGGAGAAGGUUCUGUCCUGCAGUACGCUGGCAUUCUCAAAAGGCCCCCUCCACAGCCGAAGAAGAAGCCCACCACGAAAGCAGCCCCCGUCAGCCUGCGACGCCUCGGAGGGAAAUUUAAACGUCCUCCUUCUGACUCCCCCACUUCCUCCUCUGCUUCUUCUCCAAAAGUCCCUCCCGCCAAAGUCAGCAUUCUACAGAGACUGGGCAAACUCCCAGCGGCGAGCGCUGGCGUGUCCGCGGCGCCCGCCGACACGCAGGACAACAAAGUGACGAGCACCAAGCCCAGAGCACCGGAGAAAUCCACUGUAGCCAGCUGCAAAGUCAGCAGCAGCACCGGGACUGGGGGGGCAGGAGGGGCAGAGCCUGUGGGGGCCAAGAUGGACGUCAAGGCUGUCAGUGUUUUUAAGAGACUUGGCAGCAAGCAACCCUAACACACUCAGCUGUUUUGUAAGCWUCCAGUUAGUUUGUGUUCAGGCAGGACUGCAGAUUAUUUUUUAUCUGAAGCUGUUUUUUAUCGUUAUCGUCUCACCYGUGUGGAUGCAACGUUCUGUCAACACUUUAAACCAUUUUGCCAGUAAAACGUCAGUUUCUAGAGUCAUAGCUUUUAAA
This is a messenger RNA of Austrofundulus limnaeus, 2089 nucleotides long. It is a transcript of the gene cunh19orf47, whose product is annotated as chromosome unknown C19orf47 homolog. Lineage: Eukaryota; Metazoa; Chordata; Actinopteri; Cyprinodontiformes; Rivulidae. Gene Ontology annotation, cellular component: nucleus. The record is from RefSeq and is a predicted model, not a curated record. The transcript has 8 exons. Bases 841 to 1911 code for a protein of 356 amino acids.